AUGAAAAUCUUCCUGCGUAUAACUGAACGCUUGUUCGCUGUUCGUAUGGCCACAGCAAGAACAAGCGCAGACUUUGAAUUAAGCUCAUUGGUGACAUUAAGCCUAGUGAUCUUAACAUCUCUCGGUGGACGUUAUAGAAGUUUGAGAUUAUUCGAUUCGAGAGUAGUCCGACUAUGGUGCGCAUUGAUGGAGGGUAGGCCGGACCAUCCUGUUAUCGUCAUCUCUCGUGUUUCCGCUACUCGUUGCAUGCUACAUUGCGUUGCGGUUGCGUUGCGCGUUGUUAAGAAUCGUCGAUGUGGUUGGGUUGGUUGUAUCAUAGUUUGGGAUUUUUAG
This is a messenger RNA of Cercopithifilaria johnstoni, 333 nucleotides long. NCBI's taxonomy places the organism in Eukaryota, Metazoa, Nematoda, Chromadorea, Rhabditida, Onchocercidae. The record is from the annotation of a GenBank genome assembly.